Mesitornis unicolor (brown roatelo) is the source of this 1638-nucleotide messenger RNA. RefSeq names its product pseudouridylate synthase 1 (gene PUS1). Lineage: Eukaryota; Metazoa; Chordata; Aves; Mesitornithiformes; Mesitornithidae. Gene Ontology annotation, molecular function: RNA binding; pseudouridine synthase activity. The transcript is spliced from 5 exons. The annotation marks the transcript as partial. The record is from RefSeq and is a predicted model, not a curated record. Gene Ontology annotation, biological process: tRNA pseudouridine synthesis; mRNA pseudouridine synthesis. Gene Ontology annotation, cellular component: nucleus.
UUUCUUGCUGAGCCCUGUUCGCUGUUCUGCCCCUUGCAGGUUCUCACCAUGGCUGAGGAUUUGAGAGCAGUGGUUGCCAGCCAGACAAAGAGACUGAGCAGCAGCGGUGAGGUGGUGGAAAGGCUAGUGGAAAAUGGACAUCAAAAUAAAAAGUUAAAGAGAGAUGCGGAUGAGGAAGAUGCGGAGGAUCAGAGUAAAAGGUUACCCAAAAGGAAGAUUGUGUUGCUGAUGGCAUAUUCAGGGAAAGGCUACCAUGGGAUGCAAAGAAACGUGGGUUCUUCACAGUUCAAGACCAUUGAAGAUGACUUGGUAUCUGCCCUUGUUCAGUCAGGCUGCAUCCCAGAAAACCAUGGGAAAGAUAUGAAGAAAAUGUCUUUUCAGCGAUGUGCUCGAACGGAUAAGGGUGUGUCUGCAGCUGGACAAAUUGUGUCGCUAAAGGUCUGGCUAAUAGAUGACAUCUUAGAAAAGAUCAAUAACCAUCUUCCUUCUCACAUCAGAAUCCUGGGUCUGAAGAGAGUCACGGGGGGAUUCAACUCCAAGAACAAAUGUGAUGCCAGAACCUACUCUUACAUGCUGCCAACGUUUGCGUUUGCCCAUAAAGACCAUGAUGUGCAAGAAGAGGCGUAUCGACUGGACAAAGAGACCCUCGAAAAAGUCAAUAAACUGCUUGCGUGCUAUAAAGGAACACACAACUUCCACAACUUCACAUCUCAGAAGGGACCCAAGGACCCCAGUGCCAAGCGGUACAUAAUGGAGAUGUACUGUGGAGAGCCGUUUGUGAGGGACAACGUAGAAUUUGCAGUGAUCAAAGUGAAAGGUCAGAGUUUCAUGAUGCACCAGAUAAGGAAGAUGAUUGGGCUGGUGAUAGCUAUUGUGAAAGGUUAUGCUGCCGAGUCCAUCAUGGAGCGCAGCUGGGGAGAGGAGAAAGUAGACGUCCCCAAAGCUCCAGGACUUGGGCUGGUCUUGGAAAGAGUACACUUUGAAAAAUACAACAGACGUUUUGGAAAUGAUGGGCUGCAUGAGCCGCUGGAGUGGACAGAGGAGGAGGAGAAGAUUGCUGUUUUCAAAGAGCAGUAUAUCUAUCCUACCAUUAUCAACACAGAAAGGGAAGAGAAAUCCAUGGUGAACUGGCUAAACACCCUCUCCAUUCACGACUUUGACUCUUCUGUUGCUGGGAUGCAAGCUAACCACAAAAAUUCCAAGAACAGCAGCGAUCCUGAAGGCAGUGAUGGUUGUGAUGAUGAUUCCGACUGAGCCAUAAGUGGCUGGACCUGGGACCCCUACUGCUUGCUGUUCCCUUGUCUACAAAACAGUGGCCUUUCUAAAUCCAAGAAUCCAGUAAAGCAGGGCUUUGUGUGCUUGCAGAACAGGAACCGGAUGCCCAGGAGAAACUGGGUGGGGAAAGCAGUGCAGUAGAAAGAGGCUUUUUAUACCACUGACUGAUAUACUUGAAAAUAGCGUAAAGAAAAAGCAGCUUUCUAUAAGAAUCUUGUAAUGCAGGAUAUCUUAAUUGCUAUUUGAAUAAUGUUUUUAUUAUGUGUUUACCUGGAAAAUAGUAUUUUAAAUAUGUACAAUCCCUACAUAAAGAUGGGGCAAAUCAUUUUAAUAUACUUCUUUUGAUUAUUAUUAUGAAGUUAU